Pisolithus orientalis is the source of this 701-nucleotide messenger RNA. RefSeq lists its product as uncharacterized. The annotation marks the transcript as partial. The record is from RefSeq and is a predicted model, not a curated record. Lineage: Eukaryota; Fungi; Basidiomycota; Agaricomycetes; Boletales; Pisolithaceae. The transcript has a single exon.
UGUGAAGGCUCUCAUAGGGUAGUACAUGCUGUCAAAGAUAUCAGCGGGUCUUACCUUCUACAGCACGCCGUCUUUACUGUUUGCACCAAAAACACGGGUUCAAAAUCGGGCCCAAGCGCACCUAGGACUUGUUUUGUGUGAUCACAUAAUCAGCAUGCCGGUCCAGGUCGUUUCACCCAUGUAUCAUAUGCUCGUCGACGAAUUACAGGACGCAGUCGCAGACGUAUGCCUUUUCACCCACUCCCGGGCGUAUCACCUGACACCCGAAGAGGAGGCGAUGGCUGCUGUGCAGAAAGAUUCGACACGAUACACGUUAGUAGAAAGUUCUGAGUUAAGUAGGGGCAGAAAUCGUGUAUGUGGAUUCCAUCCACAAGAUGAGAAAAUAUCCUGUAUUGCGCAACGCGUGGCAUUCCGUCACCGUUGUCACUGGAAAUUCGAGUGGCCAAAGGAAAUACCGGCUACGAAAGGGAUAAAUAUGACACCAAACUUCAUGCAAUUUUGCAUAAACUGAAUACCAAAUAUAAGGGGACCUGUUCAGGGUACCGCGCUAGGUACUCCUAUCUUGCAGCAAAUUUUCGCAGACUUUCGCACAUUGGUGGGCCAUCGCCUGUUGACUAGGGAACCCCUAGAUGUGGGUGAAAGUUACAGUGAAACUAUCGCGAGCAAGUCCGUCCGAGGGUUGGCCUCCAUCGUGGUAUUGC